Molecule: messenger RNA, 267 nt
Organism: Ambispora leptoticha
Lineage: Eukaryota; Fungi; Glomeromycota; Glomeromycetes; Archaeosporales; Ambisporaceae
Source: the annotation of a GenBank genome assembly
AGUGAGGAAUCUUUUGAAAAAUUUGAAGUCAAUCGCAGUACAUUACCAAUGGUUGGAUUGCUAGCAUUAAAUACUAGGCUUUUUGGAGAGGUGGAUGAUGUAAUUAAGAAGUUUUUGACACCUAUCAUGCUAGCUAAGCAGCGUUUACAGAUGAAUCAAUCAGUUUGCUACGAUGUAACUCAAAUUAUAGAAUGGCAAAGUUUGUCUGAUAAUGAUAUUGAAGAGGUUAAUGUUAGACUUUGUAAACAAGAACAAGACAUUUGUCAA